Ixodes scapularis (black-legged tick) is the source of this 1194-nucleotide messenger RNA. Its product is annotated as neprilysin-2-like. The coding region runs from base 28 to 1194 and encodes 388 amino acids. The record is from RefSeq and is a predicted model, not a curated record. NCBI's taxonomy places the organism in Eukaryota, Metazoa, Arthropoda, Arachnida, Ixodida, Ixodidae. The transcript has a single exon. Gene Ontology annotation, molecular function: metalloendopeptidase activity. Gene Ontology annotation, biological process: protein processing. Gene Ontology annotation, cellular component: plasma membrane.
AGGUGCUUACUGGACACCGCUGAAGUGAUGCCGUUUGCAGUGGGCCGACUUUAUGCGGAACUCAAGCAGUGGGAAGCAACCGAUUUUAAAGUACACGAGUUGGUGCUGAAUCUUAUAUCAAGCCUAGAUCAUAUGCUCCAGGAGUUUAACUGGGUGCAAGGCGUGACCAAGCAAAAGGCCAAGACCAUUCUCUCGAGCGCAAACAUAGCUGUUGGCUACCCGCAAUGGAUACUGGACAACAAAGCGCUGGACCAGUAUUAUGAAAAAAUUCCUAUAAACGGCGUUUACCUGAGUCUUUACGAACAUGCCCUUAGAAACCGAUUCAUUCAUCAGCUCAACAUAAGUAAUUCUUACAGCAGGAUACCAACGAAAAUGGCGCACUUCAUCUUUCCAACCAAGAUGGUCGAACUUCACCAGAGAUCGGGGCUUCUACGGGAAACCUUGUUCUACGACAUCCGGGAAAACACAUUCGUCAUACCUUCGGGGGUCUUCAGCGCCCCUUAUUACAACCCGGACUUGACAUGGUCCAUGAACUACGGAGGGCUCGGCACUCUGGUGGCUCGGGACAUCAUCAGAGAGUUUUUCCACGCUGUGGACGCCCGAUGGAUGACAGAAACUGAUCGGCACGUCUAUAGAAAUGGUUCGCAGUGCGUGCUGCGAGCCAUCGGUAAAAGAAGUCAGAGGAUGCCGGAGGAGGCAUUGCUGCACUGUUCCAGCCUCGUGAGAAGUCUACUUUCGCUACGGCUAACGUAUAAUGCAUACCACCUGCACUUGGGCGUCCAGGACGAAGCGACGCUGCCAGGACUCGAAGAUAUGAGUCCCGACCAGGUGUUCUUCGUGGCGGCUUUCCGGACGCUGUGCACACAAAUCCGGGAGCUGCACUUCGUGCCCGUGGUGCAUCUCAACGGUACCGUCACCGAACUGGACUAUUUGGACGGCCUAAUGCGAGGCAUGAACGAGUUCACGGACGCCUUCAGCUGCAACAAACUCCGAGAUAUGCCCAACGUGGUCCAGCAGUGCUUGGCACCGAGUUCACCGGCCGCAAAGUUGAGGGCGAGAAAACGAACCUUGUGGCAUCCGCCAGCCAUGCACUUCACGACGCCGGACAACCCCGUGUUGACGACCGAAAGGCGAACCGCUUACAAAAGGAAUAGGACCGUGUUUAAACGUCCUUAUCACCAUAUUCGCCCGUGA